This is a messenger RNA of Ectocarpus sp. CCAP 1310/34, 294 nucleotides long. Lineage: Eukaryota; Phaeophyceae; Ectocarpales; Ectocarpaceae. The record is from the annotation of a GenBank genome assembly.
AUGGUUGGCAGAGAUCAUCAACAUGCUUGUCUGAGGGGCUUUGAACCUGAGCUCGUGAGACUGGUGUUUGAUACUGCCACCGCCGAGCAGUUAGAGGCGUGGCUCCGGCUGUCGUUGGAGCUGGCAGCAGACAACAAGCACCUCGAGCUGAUAUCAAGACUUGAAAACGCGGGAGCGGUGGGCAGCAGGUUUCACCUAGCCGUGAGGCAAGGGAACGGGAUGCUGGUGACCGACACAAUCAAGCGUGGGGAGUCACCUAAUGCCAGGUGCGUGCACUCCACAUAUCGUAAUUAG